AUACCUCUAACAACAUAGAAGGAAUCGUCAGUGUACAAACAUUAAAUGUCACCACUGCUACACUGUCAGCAGUGGAAUGAUGUUCAUCUUACACUGUGCUUCAAGGAGUUUCAUAUGUACUUCAGCAUGUCUAAAACAUACUUGGACCUGGCAAAAAAGGUCAUCCUGACACCAGAGUCUGGCACUUGUAGUGUCAAUAUUGCAGGUUAUCCUGACACCAGAGUCUGGCACUUGUAGUGUCAAUAUUGCAGGUUAUCCUGACACCAGAGUCUGGCACUUGUAAUGUCAAUUCUGCAGGUUAUCCUGACACCAGAGUCUGGCACUUGUAGUGUCAGUACUGCAGGUCAUCCUGACACCAGAGUCUGGCACUUGUACUGUCAAUAUUGCAGGUUAUCCUGACACCAGAGUCUGGCACUUGUAGUGUCAAUAUUGCAGGUUAUCCUGACACCAGAGUCUGGCACUUGUAGUGUCAAUUCUGCAGGUUAUCCUGACACCAGAGUCUGGCACUUGUAGUGUCAGUACUGCAGGUCAUCCUGACACCAGAGUCUGGCACUUGUACUGUCAAUAUUGCAGGUCUUCCUGACAUCAGAGGUUGGAACUUGUAGUGUCAACAUCAGUGUUAGAAAUUUCAUGUAAGAGCUGUAAAUAACGUAAUGCAUAUAUAGUGACAACACUUAACUACAGUGUUAACAACAGUGUUAACACUACAGUGUAAUUAAUACAGCAACAGUAGUGUUCAUAAUACAGUAUGAUAUUUACUAUUAUUAUAAUCCUUAUUUGUACAAGUACAUGAUACAACUUAUACAGACUGUCAGGGGAACACUUUCCACCUCAUCAGAAGUAUGGAAAAAUAAAUAAUGAGUAAUUCCAGGAAAGAUAAUAAUGGAAAAAUUAAAAGCAUUUAAUUACAUAAAAAAGGGCCACCAUUGGUUCUUGUGAGAUCUUGAGACACGAGACUUAUUGUAGUCUAGCAGAUCUUAAGAUGUAAUGAAGAUAAGAUGUUAAUUAUUCUAGGUAGGCAGUGCUAGUCUGAUGUUCAGAAGCUUCUGCUGAUACUGGUUUGUAGUAUCUCACACCAGAUAUGAAAGGAGAGAGGAGGAAUCUUUUAUGUUCCACUAAGUCCUGUUGCCUGGGUUCUAACUCCAAGAUAUCUGGCAUCUACUGUUGGUGACCAAGCCAGCAGCAGAACUGAUAAUGAGAAAAAAACACUGGUUACAAGAUGGUUAUUAAGUAUAACAGUGAAGGAAGACAGUGGUAAUUGCAUUUCAUUAUCAUUACUGGUAACCAGGUUAAAUACAAAAUAAAUGAAACAAUGUUCCUGGUAGAUUGCUCUUACCUGAUAAAGAGAAGAGUGGAGGUGAAGUGAUUUCCCAGACUCCCACCAAUAUCAGAUAAGAUUAAUAAUUACCAGGAGUAGAAACUAAAGAAAUUAGACCCAAAGAAAUCUGUAGUUUCACAGUGGCCAGCUAGAUGGCAGAGCAGGCAGCAACACAUUGUAACAGUCCCUCGGAGUCCAAACUACCAUAUGCCCAGUUUACUGACUUUUUCUUCAGACAGGUCAUAGCUGACAUCAUUGACAUACUGUAUGGAAAACCCUGGUUAUGCAGAGCAUUUCAGGUAAAUUAGGCUAAUUUUGUCCCCUGGAUGCAACCCUCACCAGUUGACUAACUCCCAGGUGCCUACUUACUGCUAGGUGAACAUGGACAGCAAGUGUCUUAAAGAAAGACGAUCCAAUGUUUCUACUUGUACUGAGGAUUGAACCACAAAUCUCAGUGUGUGAGAUGAGUGUGUUACCAACCGAGUGACUGAACAACACUGUACGUAACAAUAUUGUUGGUAAUACAACAUGUACAAUGCCAACAAAAAUGUUAUAAGGUUAUUGUCAUAAACACUGAAAUAUCUGCUAGUGUACCCUUCCUAUUCCUCACACACUAUAUUACCCUUUCUAGUUUAGUGCUUCUUAUAUAUAUAAUAAUAGAAUAUUGCAGAAAUAUUAGUUUUCAUUGUAAUAAAAUAUUCUCAAAAUUUCCUCUGGAUAAGCAAUUUAAUAUGCGAGAAUAAUAUUGUUCAGUAUGUCUAAUAUACUUGAAAAACAAUGUGAUGAAGCAACACAAUGUACAGUUGUUCAUGUAGGAGACCAACUAAAUCAACAUUCACAUGUAAAACAAUGUGUUGAAGCAACACAAUGUGCAGUUGUUCAUGUAGGAGACCAGUUAGAUCAACAUUCACACUCGCUCAAACAAUCUUCCUCGCAACAACCUCAGUGUGUAUCAUUGACCAAAUUUAUUAUAGAAAAAACACUUCGGUGUUCAGUGUGUCUAAAAGCAUUUUCUAAAAAAUCAACUUUAAAAAGUCACAUGAGAACUCAUACUGGAAAGAAACCAUAUCAGUGCCCAGAAUGUCCUAAACACUUUUCUGAAAAAUUAAGUUUAGAAAGACACUUGAGAAUUCAUACAGGAGAGAAACCAUUUCAGUGUCCAGAAUGUCUCAAACACUUUUCUGAAAAAGUAAGUUUAGAAAGACACUUGAGAAUUCAUACUGGAGAGAAACCAUUUCAGUGUUCAGAAUGUCCGAAAAGGUUUAAUCAGAAAUCGGGUUUAGAAAGUCACAUAAGAAUUCAUACUGGAGAGAAACCUUUUGAGUGUUCAGAAUGUCUGAAAAACUUUCCUGAUAAAUCAUGUUUAGUAAGACACAUGAGAACUCAUACUGGAGAGAAACCAUUUCAGUGUCCAGAAUGUCAGAAAAAGUUUCCUGAAAAAUCACGUUUAACAAGACAUAUGAAAACUCAUACUGGAGAGAAACCAUAUCAGUGUCCAGAAUGUCUGAAAAACUUUUCUGAAAAACAAAAUUUAAUAUGUCAUAUCAGAACUCAUACUGGGGAGAAAUCAUAUCAGUGUUCAGAAUGUUUGAAAAAGUUUUCUCAAAAAUCAUGUUUAGUAAAACACAUGAGAACUCAUACUGGAGAAAAACCAUAUCAUUGUCCAGAAUGUCUGAAAAACUUUUCUUUAAAAGGUAAUUUAGUAACUCACAUGAAAAUUCAUACUAGAGAGAAAAACAAACAGUUAGAUAUCAGUGUUCAGAAAGUCGAAAAUUUUAAUGCUUAUAUAAGUUGGGAAGAUAAAAUAGGUGGGCCAGAUGGUGCUGUCACCCCUGGUGCUGGUGCUGUCUUGGCAGACAGUACUGGUAAGAGUAAAGAAAUAAAAGCCAUUGGACUGGAGGGGGACAGAGGUUCUGGUGCUGGGAAAAAAGGUAUAGACAAAAUAUGCAAACUCCAGAGUUACGAAAUAGCAAUACCACUGGAAAUGGCAAACAAGGGAAAUGAUGCUCUGAGGAAUAGUUUAGAUGCACUACCAGUAAAAAUUGGUGGAGGCACCAUUGAUAGUACAGGUGCUGUAGAUAGCGAAUAUGUGAGAAUAUUAUUGUUCAGUAUGUCUAAUAUACCUGAAAAACAAUGUGUUGAAGCUACACAAUGUACAGUUGUUCAUGUAGGUGACCAACUAGAUCAACAUUCACACUCGCUCAAACAGCCUUCCUCGCAACAACCUCAGUGUGUAUCACUGACCAGAUUUAUUAAAGAUAAAACACUUCGGUGUUCAGUGUGUCUUAAAGCAUUUUCUAAAAAAUCAACUUUAAAAAGUCACAUGAGAACGCAUACUGGAGAGAAACAGUAUGAGUGUUUUGAAUGUUUGAGAGACUUUUAUCUAAAAUCAAGUUUAGAAAGUCACAUGAGAACUCAUACUGGAGAGAAACCAUAUCAGUGUUCAGAAUGUCCCAAACGCUUUUCUGAAAAAAUAAGUUUAGAAAGACACUUGAGAAUUCAUACUGGAGAGAAACCAUUUCAGUGUUCAGAAUGUCCAAAAAGGUUUAAUCAGAAAUCAGGUUUAAAAAGUCACAUAAGAAUUCAUACUGGAGAGAAAUCAUUUCAGUGUUCAGAAUGUCUGAAAAACUUUCCUGAUAAAUCAUGUUUAGUAAGACACAUAAGAACUCAUACUGGAGAGAGACCAUUUCGCUGUCCAGAAUGUCUGAAAAAGUUUUCUGAAAAAUCAAGUUUAGGAAGACAUAUGAAAACUCAUACUGGAGAAAAACCAUAUCAGUGUCCAGAAUGUCUGAAAAACUUUUCUGAAAAACAAUAUUUAAUAUGUCACAUGAGAACUCAUACUGGGGAGAAAUCAAAUCAGUGUUCAGAAUGUUUGAAAAAGUUUUCUCAAAAAUCAAGUUUAGUAAGACACAUGAGAACUCAUACUGGAGAGAAACCAUAUCAUUGUCCAGAAUGUUUGAAAAACUUUUCUGAAAAAUCAAAUUUAGUAACCCACAUGAAAAUUCAUACUAGAGAGAAAAACAAACAAACAGAUAUCAGUGUUCAGAAAGUCUAAAAGAUUUUAAUGAAAAAUCAAGUUUAGUAAGACACCUGAGAACUCAUACUGGAGUGAAACAAUAUUAAUGUUCAGUGUUAAAAAAGUUUUCAGAAAAAUCUAAUUUAGUAAAACACAAUCAUCCACUAAGAAUAUUAAAUCAGGAAAAUGUUAUUAGGUAUGCCCACUGGUAGCCACCUAUGGGAAAAACUUUACAUCUGUACUAUAAGACAAAUAUCAAAACUGCCUUCUUAGAAAACCUGACAGGCUUAUAUAAGUUGGGAAGAUAAAACAGGUGGGCCAGAUGGUGCUGUCACCCCUGGUGCUGGUGCUGUCUUGGAGGAAGGGAGGGAGACAGGGGUUCUGGUGCUGGGAAAAAGGUAUAGACAAAAUAUGCAAACUCCAGAGUUACGAAAUAGCAAUACCACUGGAAAUGGCAAACAAGGGAAAUGAUGCUCUGAGGAAUAGUUUAGAUGCACUACCAGUAAAAACUGGUGGAGGCACCAUUGAUAGUACAGGUGCUGUAGAUAGCGGUGAGUCAAAAAAAAGCACCAGUAGGGAGUGCAGACAUGAAAAAAACCAUGGCAAACAGAAAUAAAACCUAUGGGUAUCUGCAGGCAUGGAAUAUCUAGAAUAACUGGUGAGAUUGCAAAUUUUGAUCAUCCCUGAGAAUGUUGUGCCCACAUGACAACAGGAGAAUACAGCUUUCCUUCCUGUAAUUUCUUUCACCCUGAAAUGUGUUCUCUUAGUUCAGGAAAGACAAUGCUCUAUAUACGUAUUUUGUCAGGAGCACAACCUAAAGGGAGCAAGAAGAUACAGAUCUUUCAGACCAUGGGAAGCAAAAUAAACCUGAAUGUCCAUACAUGAUGCAUGAGAUCAUUUCCUACAAAAGUUGUACAUAAUUCAGGCAGAAGCCCAUUUGUUGCUGUGGGUGCAGACUACACAGAGUUUCAUGAUGUAGUUUUUGGUUAUACAGUUUAACCCCAGAUUUCGUCAGGUGUGGAUAUCGUGCAAUUCAGAUUUUGACCACUUUUUUGGGCGAAAUUUUAUCCCAGGUUUCAUACAUCCGCUUGGAAAUUGUCCAUACCAGAUGUGUCCACCUGUUGCGGGACGUGGCUGCUCAUGGAAAUAAGUCACUCUGAGAUUUUUGGGUUAUCCCAGGUUUUCUACACAUGUGCUGCUAUGUGUGAUAAUCUAUGUAACUUUAUUUGUGUAUACCUGAAUAAACUUACUUAUGUUUGUGACUCAAGUCUGCCUUUGUUACUUGUUCACUAAGAGUGUCCCUCUAGUCUUAACGCCAUAGUAAUAAUACUAAUAUGUAAUAAUAAUGACUUGGGCUCAUUAAAUGUCUU
Molecule: messenger RNA, 5704 nt
Organism: Cherax quadricarinatus
Lineage: Eukaryota; Metazoa; Arthropoda; Malacostraca; Decapoda; Parastacidae
Source: RefSeq, a predicted model, not a curated record